Arachis stenosperma is the source of this 591-nucleotide messenger RNA. RefSeq lists its product as uncharacterized. Gene Ontology annotation, cellular component: nucleus. NCBI's taxonomy places the organism in Eukaryota, Viridiplantae, Streptophyta, Magnoliopsida, Fabales, Fabaceae. Gene Ontology annotation, biological process: regulation of DNA-templated transcription. The record is from RefSeq and is a predicted model, not a curated record. The coding region runs from base 1 to 465 and encodes 154 amino acids. Gene Ontology annotation, molecular function: DNA-binding transcription factor activity; sequence-specific DNA binding. The transcript has 4 exons.
AUGGUCUCCAAGGUUCAAAAUCAAAAGACAAGAUCCAUGUUCAAGAACCUUCAAUUACUUCAUCAUCAUUCUAUCACACACUUUCAAAGGAGGCAGAAGACACUAGUGUUAUUGGAUGCUUCAGAAUACAUAAAAUUUUUAAAGCAAAGGCUUGAAGAAGAAUGGAAGCAACUAGUAGCAGCCGCAACGAUGCCUAUGCUAAAAGUUGAAGCGCAAGAAGAGAAAUUUAUGAUAAAGGUUGUGAGUGAAAGGAGUUGCAAAGGUUUGUUGGUAUUCAUACUUGAAGCCUUUGAAGAGCUUGGUCUUGAUGUGCUCCAAGCUAGGGUUUCCUGUGCUCAAAACUUCUCUCUAGAAGCAAUUGGAAUCAAAGAUAAGAAUGGUACAUGCCAUUUGGAUGAACAAGUAAUUCAAAAAGUAGUGUCUCAAGCUAUUCAAAAUUGGAGUGAAGUCACACACCAACAAUGAUCCCGUCUUGUACCACUUUGUUUCGUCCUCUCAAAUUCGUUCAGAUCAGAUGUUUACCUUUCUGAAUUAUUUUGGUAUAUUAUUAUUGCAAGAAAAUUGCCAGUUUUCCUUAUAUAAUUAGAUAUA